CUGCCUUAGCACACACACAGUUAGCCGUUAGACUCAGACUAGUCGUGCGGGUUCUGUUCUGAACCUUUGGUAGCAAGCCUCCUUGUCCGUAGACCGUAGUGCCGGGCGUUACCUGUCAACACUGACUGGCAAGCGAGGAGACCCGAGUUUUUAAAAGCUAUGUUUCACGCGUGAUUUUAGUAUUGUGGAGAAACUUUCGUGAUUGUCAUCUUUACAGAGUAGGAAAAUGUGCGUCGCGUAAACCUGGUUGGCGAAUGUGUGGGGUGCAAUUGUCAGUAUUCCGUAUCCUGUUUUAUAGAUACACUGACAUGCGUUUAUAUAUCUGCUAUUUAGGGCUUUCUCCGCGGUGACAUGACUGACGCAAGGUGAUACCAUCCUCCAACCCCCUCCCUCGUGACGUAGGUAUACAUGUGAUGCUUCUCUAGCGGAAAUCCCCGGAGUUUGCUGGGAAAAAACCACUUUCCUGAGGUCACAGUGAGGUGGAUCAAACAGAUCUCGCCUCGGUGAGCGAGAGUGAGAAGCCGAUGAGCCAGAUUCUGUGGAGUAGACAGCUAGCUAUACUUUCUACGCGUAAGACUUGUGUGCCCUACUUGAUAAAUUCCAAUAGUUUUCGAUAGUGUUCAGAAAAGGAAUCUAUUAGCUUUUUCCGGUACUUAGUAUACACAUCACUGUACAUCAUUAGAUAUUACAUGCCCUUCCCAAGUGACUGUGUGAUGUACUAUAUAAUAAGCCUACUGCCGACGACAGAUAUGUAGUACUAAGGUGAAUAAUUUCGUGAAGAAAAGACUUGGCAGGCGAAUAAACAGUUAGUAUGUCACGCCGAGGCCGUGAAAGGCACAGUGAAAAGUAACAAUGAAUAUCUUAGGAAAAAAUAUGGACGAGUAUAAAGAUAAUGAAGAAGUCAGUAGCCGCGAGAGAGCUACCUUGUUCUUGUGAGACGGAUGCUCCUGCCAGCCUUGUAUAGUACUAUACACAAGUCAAGUCGAUUUAGGGAGAAGUAUCGAUGAGCUACAGUCAUCCGGGUUUGAAAGCAUAUAUAUUUUUGCAAGGUUUGUUUACAUCGGAGGCCACUCUGCAGGAGCCAGCAGCGAGCUUGAUUCUCUGUACAACUGCUGAGAGGCAGAUAAGUGAGCCGCGGCUCUGCCUCACUGGUUAGGAAUGGUUCUGAGAGCCAGAAAAACUCCGUUUCCGUUGCAAACGACCUUAGAGAUUUUGGACAACGAAGAAAGUAUGCCUUGUCCUUCGCACACCUGUGGUGACCAGUUCUCAUCAGACCAGCCAAGCAACCAGUCUCAGCAGCAACAGUUAACCUGCCAAGAAUAUGGAUACACCCAAGAGGCGCCAUCAGAUCUAGAGCGGAAAGAUCACAGACCAGAGCAGCGACAAGCAUCACUGUCACAGCCAUGCCAACUGGAGGAACCACUUCGGCAUGAAUCAGAGGACCUGCAACAGGAGGACGUGGUAUCCGAGCCGAUGCCUCAGAAAGAAUCAGAAAACGAAGAUUCGCAGCGAACGAAUCAUGACGAGAGCGACAGGGAUCCUUUGCAGCCAAAUGGAGAAAUAUCUGGUAGUCAAGAAACCGAUCGAAUUCAACCAAGAAAUGUUGGCUCUUCUGAAGAAUAUGAGAAAGAGCAUAUUAGUACCCCGCAGCAAACACCGCAAGAACAUGAAAUGGAAAAGCAUCAGUCCCUCUCCCCACCGAAAAUCUGUCAGCAAGAGGAAGAGACCGACCCUUCUGAGCAGUCACAAUCACCCUCUGUGGAGAAUAAAUGUAAAAACAGUGCCUUACAUUCCUCAGACCACACCACUGAAGAGCAAGACAGGUUGUCACUGCCACCUGAAGAGUCUCCUCAGCAGGAAGUAAAGGGGCACAACCAGCCACAAUUACAGAAUGGUGAUGUGUUAAAAGACAGCACAAAGGACGACGAUCCAUCGCUGUUUAAUGAAAUUGAUCAGCGCACACUUCGCCUUCGUAAAAUGAACGACACAGUUUCUUGCAAAAUAAUGCAUACAAUUCUAACCUGGGGCACCAAAGACAAACAGAGCAACGUGGGAUUUUAUGAGUAUUUACUUCAAGAGAAAAAAGUACCAAAUAAUAUCUUGAAGAUGAAAUUCACCAAAGACCAGAAAGAAAAAAUGUAUCAGGAUCCCUCGGGGUCCAUUUUUGACAUAACACUUCUGUUUCUGUGCAUCAAAUAUGCCUGCGAAGGUAUGGCUCCUCCGAAGUCAGACCUUUGGCACACAAGAGGUGACACUCUUGAACAAACACUGGCCUAUUUAAAAACAUUCAGAAAUAAUAUCACCCAUGAUAUGACAAGCUUAUCCUUGCCUGAAUUCAUGGGAGAAACAGAAAGUCUACGAGAUAAUCAGGAAAAGUGUUUGCGGCUGGCAGGUGAGAGAUAUUCUAUUGACAAAUCAGAGAUAGAAAGACAUGUGGACGAAAUGAACGCAGACAUCAGCAGAAUUCGAGAUAAUCCUUUAGUCAUUCUUGACAUAAAAAGUUUUGACAAUCAGCCACUGUUUAAAGAAUGGGUUAGUAUUUUAUCAACCCAGGGAAAGGCCGAGAUUGUCGAAGCGUACAAAAAAUUCUGUAACUUUAAUCCAGUGUCAUUUAUAACUGGUAAAGAAUUCAGUCUACACAUUGGGAACGUUUUUACACGUAUUGAAGUGGUUAGUGAUCAGAAAUCUCCAUUUGAUGAAAAAGAAUGCCACAGCAUAGAGUACGAACAGCUGCUAUCAUUUGGGAGCAGAUCACACAGUGGAUCAGAAAAGAUUAAACUGAUUGAAGGCCCAGCAGGAUCCGGAAAAUCAACUUUAACCAGGAAAAUGAUAGGAGACUGGGUCUCUGGUGACACAAGUAUGGAGAGCCUGUCAUCCUUUGAUCUUGUGUUAUACAUGGAAUGUAGAAACACGACUAAUACCUCUUUCCAUCAGCUGCUGGUAUCACUGAUGCCCAAAACUGCACAGAGGUUUAGAGAGAAGAGUAUGGUGACAUGUGCGUUGGCACUGAGGCUGCUCAUCAUCGUUGAUGGUCUUGAUGAAAUGAACAAAUCAUCAAGACAGUUGUUUAAAGAGAUUUUACAUUUGAAGGAAAGACACGAAAUAAGUCUGUUUUGUACCAUGAGGCCCGAGAAGAUAGAGGACUGCUACAAAAUGAUAACUAGUGGAGAAGAAACGACCCAUUUGAAGAUCACGGGAAUUCCAGCAACUCGAAGGGAAGAGUUUGCAUCAAAGUAUCACGAAGAACUCCGAAAGCUCGGUAAAAGUCAACAAGAAACUAGAGGGCUUAUAACUUACCUGAAAACAAGUCAAAGACAUUUACAAGACCACUUACGAUUACCUCUUAAUCUGGUAUUACUUACGAUUUUGUGGUCCAUUGCACCAGAAAAGGUAAACUGCGUCACAACAGCAACUGAGCUAUACUACGAGAUUCACAAACUCACAGUAGACAAACUUCUAUUGAGACUCAAAUCCCGAGAGGAAACGCAACACCUAAGUGUACAUGACUUGCAAUGCAAAGUUGAAUCUUUUGUAGUGACGCUUUGCAAGCAGGCCUUAAUUGGGCUGAAGAACGAUGAGAUUAUGUUGUCAGAUGACUCAAUUUUUUUACUCAAAAAUGUCUGCACUAGGGUUGGCUUACAUGAUGAAGAGACGCUAGGAGCAUUUUUGGUCCACAAAAUUAUGUGGACAUCGACAGGACUGCUUUUCAAAAUUAAUUACCCUCACAAGGGUAUCCAGGAGUUCUUAAGUGCUUUGUUUAUAUUGCUGAAGCUAAAAGAUAAAGGCGUUCCCCUUGAUAUUAGAACUUUAAUAAGGUGUGACUUACAAGACAUAUCUUCUGAAAUGGGAUCUAAGUCACAUUCAAGAGGUGACGCAACUCUAACUAACUGUGGUUGCAUGAGUCGAUUAAGCAGUGUCAUUCUAAGACCUUGCCACAGAGUUCACAAAAGGUUCAGGCAGGCCUUUUGUGGAGAACCUGAAUUUCAUACAGGGAGGACGCCGCUGAUUCACAGAAUUAGGAGAAGCGUGUCUGGGUCACUUUUGGUCUUGGUCAACGGACCACCAUCCACCUCAGUCAUCACGAGCAUCCUUCAGGAGCUGUAUCCAGAUAACGAACAUGUAGAGUAUUACAAAUUUAAAGAUGCCUUCAUCCAUCUGACUGGCCUGUUACACUUGACGAGUAAGAACAACAUUAGCAGGCCUCUGGUGGAAGAACUUGUAGGAAUACUUCAGAAGACAGGUAUCAAGAAGAGAGAAGAAUGGCUGGAUCUCAUUUCUAAUGUUAAAUGUUCUGAUAUUGUAGCAGAUGUCAUUGCAGAGAAAAUUCCCAGCAUAACUUUUGAAAAUAUCACAAUAAAGGACUCAAGAGUCUACUCUUACUUAAGCCUUUUCCAGAAAAGAUGUCCAGAAUCUCUGAAGGUGGACAUCACAGCUAGACCCGUGGAUAUUCCACGGCUGGAGGAGCUUCUGUGUCUCCUAAGUGAGCAUAUGUGUGAGGUGACCAACUUGGAGUUUCACGAUGAAUUUCAAUAUCCAUCACACAUGGCCAGCUCUUUGGACUGGGCUGUUCAACAGAUCUUCCAGGACUGUAAUGUUAGAUGUUACCGAGGAGCUAUAAGUCAGCGCUUUCCUAUCAACAUUCCCGCUACAAUUCAGAAACUCCGGAUAGGAAUUGCCAACGCCGAACAGUUUUCCGCACUCCAGCAGCUUUUGGCAGCGAAUUCCACAUCACUGUCUUCUAUCAAACGUUUAGUUGUUCACCUGAGUAAGGGCAUCGAUUAUAGUCAACUGACCCCUUUACCUCGUGGACUAUUUAUCCAUCUGUAUCUAGGUGACAUUGACCACAGCAGUGUGGAAUGGGCAUGCAAGGCAGCCCAAUCUGUCCAACCCAAGGGAAGGGGCUUCUUAAGCAUCAUGUUUCCACGCUGCACACUGGACGUCUGCGACCUGGAGGAGCUGGUGAACGGACUGGUCGAGGCAGAUAUCAAAGUCUCGUCAGCCAUUUGCACAUCUGCCAACAUUCCUUUCACCUCCGUGCAAAGUCUCGAAUCUUACACUAGAAGUAAACUCAAGACUGACUUCAAACUGAUAUCAGAGCAAGACAUAUGGACGAAGUGGUAACACUGAAAAGUCUCUUAUCUGUGUUCGAUGAAGAAGCCAGUUUUUGUCACCAGCUACGCGUCUCGUCCAUCAAGAAUUGUCUGUGCUAAAAUCAAGAGGCAUCUGAACUGUGCCAAGGGCCUUCUCGUGGUCAAGUCGGUAGCGCGACCUCGUUCUAGUACUUUGAAGGCGGGUUCGAAUCCUGCUAUGGACGUCAGAAUAGCUUUUUUAUGCUUACAACUGGAUCUCAGACUUCGUAGUGACUAGCGUAUCCGAAAAGUGUGAUGAACUGGAGAAGUUUGAAAGGACAUUGUGGUUAGUUCAUGCAGCAGGAAUAUUUGGGACCAUUCUGGGCCAUGAAACUGGUUGGACUGAUGUAGCCCCUUCCGUCGCAGAAAUCACAAUGAAAAUAUGGCAGGUUGAACGUUGUUCUCAUAUCACGACGUACUUAUUUUAGGUGAAAUUCCUGUUUGCAUGACGUGGAAAGGUCCAUAUUUAUUUUUUUUUUUCAUAGAAUUCACAAGUUUUGUACGAUAACAAUACAGACAUUUUGGAACAACAUAUUAGGGACAAGAAGUUGAUGACUCCAUUCUGAAAAGGGUUCCAGAAGUUUUAUUGUAAAUCAAACUUGAGUGGAUGUGAUCUUGAGAACAUUCUUAGAUAACUGUGAUCCACAACCCACUAUCUCCGGGGAAUUAUAUAUUGUAAAUAAAUACGAAAUGCAUCUAGUACUGAUCGUGUGUUACUGACAGCGCCCUUGUAAAAGUGCGUAAAUAUUUGUACGUGAUGUGAACGCAUAUUUACAUCAGAAAUGGAAAUAAAGAGUGGUGUAAAAACAUCUUCUCCUCCAAAGUGGAAAUAAUGGAGUGACGUAAAAGUAGCUUUACAUCCGAUGUGGAUAUAAAGGAGUGAUGUAAGAGCAGCUUUAUAUCUGAAGUGGAAAUAAAGGAGUGAUGUAAAAGUAGCUUUACAUUCAAAGUGGAAAUAAAGGAGUGACGUAAACGCAUCUCUUCCUCCGAAGUGGAAAUAAAGGAGUGACGUAAACGCAUCUCUUCCUCCGGAGUGGAAGUAAAGGAGUGACGUACAUCCGAAGCGGAAAUAAAGGAGUGACGUACAUCCGAAGCGGAAAUAAAGGAGUGAUGUAAAAGUAGCUUUACAUCCGAAGUGGGAAUAAAGGAGUGACGUAAACGCAUCUCUUCCUCCGAAGUGGAAAUAAAGAGUGAUGCCAAAGCAGCUUUAGAUCAGAAGAGGAAAUAAAAUAAAGUAAAAAUUCAGAAAGCAGACAUUUUAUGAAAGAAAAGUAAAAAAAGAAUUGAUGUCCUGAGAAGAGUAUGUAAGUCUCUAAGGGCGUGAAACUAGUUCUUUUUUUCGGCAAAAGGAACAAAGGGGCGAAAGAGAAUUUGAAAAAGCUCGGUCAAGUGAGGGAUUUGUCGAUCUGGUUAAAUUGCUGAAAUUACGCGGACAGUUUUGUCGUCAACGAAGCUUAAAGUGUGAUUUUCAGACUGAUUUAUUGUCUAAGAUGCAUUAUUAUGCAUCUUAGACAAUAAGAAACUGUGCUUGUAGAUGGCAUAUAUACAACUACACUGGGUGACACUUUAAAGGCAGAUUGGUAAAUGAUUUGCCUUCUGAUGUGUAGGAAACUCUAUGGCGAGAACAGGAGUAUCUUUGUAUAAGGUCCAUAGUAGGUUGUCAAUGGUAGAAUGUGAGGAUUUAUCAGAAUGAGUUCUUUAUACAUUUUCAUAAAGUCUCACGUUCUACCAUUAUAUAUAUAUAUAUAUAUAUAUAUAUAUAUAUAUAUAUAUAUAUAUAUAUAUAUAUAUAU
Messenger RNA from Macrobrachium nipponense, 6922 nucleotides. RefSeq lists its product as uncharacterized. NCBI's taxonomy places the organism in Eukaryota, Metazoa, Arthropoda, Malacostraca, Decapoda, Palaemonidae. The record is from RefSeq and is a predicted model, not a curated record. The transcript has 6 exons. The coding region runs from base 1159 to 5121 and encodes 1320 amino acids.